AUGUUGGUUCCUCCGGAGAUGAUUGCCGUGCAAUCCAAACUCAUCUAUCAGAUGAACAAAUACUGCGCCGAUCGGGUUCAGGCCCGGAAGGCGCAGAUCCACAAAACCAUCCAGGAAGUCUGUCGGGUGGUUCAGGACGUCCUGAAGGAAGUCGAAGUACAGGAGCCUCGCUUUAUAUCCUCGCUCAACGACUACAACGGCCGAUUCGAUGGGCUGGAAGUGGUUUCACCGACGGAGUUUGAAAUCAUCAUCUACCUCAACCAGAUGGGAGUGCUGAACUUCGUGGACGACGGCACCCUGCCCGGCUGUGCCGUGCUAAAGCUGAGCGAUGGCCGCAAACGGUCGAUGUCGCUCUGGGUGGAAUUCAUAACCGCUUCCGGUUACCUUUCGGCGCGAAAGAUUCGUUCGCGCUUUCAAACGCUGGUCGCCCAGGCGUGCGAUAAGUGUGCCUACCGGGAUUCGGUCAAAAUGAUCGCCGACACCACCGAGGUCAAGCUGCGGAUACGAGAGCGGAUCAUAGUACAAAUUACGCCGGCCUUCAAGUGUGCCGGACUGUGGCCACGGUCCGCCUCGCACUGGCCGCUGCCGCAGAUACCGUGGCCCCAUCCGAACAUCGUGUCCGAAGUCAAAACCGAAGGAUUCGAUAUGCUCUCGAAGGAGUGCAUCGCGCUGCAGGGCAAGAACUCCGCCAUGGAGGGCGACGCGUGGGUGCUUAGUUUUACCGAGGCGGAAAACAAACUGCUUCAAGGCGGCUGCCGGCGGCGGUGUCUCAGCAUACUGAAAACGCUCCGCGAUCGGCACCUGGAUCUGCCCGGCAAUCCCGUUUCGUCGUACGUGAUGAAAACCCUGCUGCUGUACGAGUGCGAGAAGCACCCGCGCGAAAUGGAGUGGGACGAAAACUGUAUGGGCGACCGAAUCAAUGGCAUCUUCCUGCAGCUGAUCUCCUGUUUGCAGUGCCGGCGUUGUCCGCACUACUUCCUACCGAACAUGGACCUGUUCAAGGGCAAAUCGCCCGGGGCGCUGGAGAACGCCUCCAAGCAGGUCUGGCGACUGACUAGGAUAAUGCUCACCAACUCGCGGUGUCUCGAGGAACUGUAA
Molecule: messenger RNA, 1098 nt
Organism: Sabethes cyaneus
Lineage: Eukaryota; Metazoa; Arthropoda; Insecta; Diptera; Culicidae
Gene: mab-21
Product: protein mab-21
Exons: 2
Coding region: 1-1098 (365 amino acids)
Source: RefSeq, a predicted model, not a curated record